Molecule: messenger RNA, 630 nt
Organism: Bipolaris zeicola 26-R-13
Lineage: Eukaryota; Fungi; Ascomycota; Dothideomycetes; Pleosporales; Pleosporaceae
Exons: 1
Coding region: 1-630 (209 amino acids)
Biological process (GO): acetoin biosynthetic process
Molecular function (GO): acetolactate decarboxylase activity
Source: RefSeq, a predicted model, not a curated record
AUGGUCGGAUCCAUACCAAACGAUAUCUUCCAAUUCUCUACAGUCGCCGCCCUCAAGGCCGGCUUCAACCAAGGCCAACCACGAACAUCAGACCUCACCUCACACGGCUCAGACGGCAUUGGCGUCUACGAAGAUGGCAACCUCAUGAUGCUGAAAUCCGGUCAAGCCUUUGCAAUCACCAAAGACGGGAAAGCCAAGCCAGCACCUGCAAACGCACGCCUUCCCCUCGCUCUAGUAACUGUUUAUGAGCCCAACUUCCGUAUCAAGAUACCUUCCAUAAACAUAGACGGCCUCGAGGAACUCACUUCUUCCAAUGAAUUGGGACCUACAAAAGGUGUCAAUACGCUCAUGCCGUUCAGAAUAUUCGGCCGCUUCGAGUCCAUAGAGUUUGAACAUGGAUCUGGUCGCAAUGGAAUUGACGGUGUCAUCUUCGGCUUCAUCGUACCAGAAUGGAUGAAGGCGAUCAGUGGGCCGCGUGUCCAUGCACAUUUCCUGGACACGAACGAGGAGGUUGGUGGAAGGGUGACGGAUUUCCAGAUGGCAGAUCAGGCUUUAUUAGAUUUUGCAAAGUGCGGGAGGUUUCAUUUGGGGUUUCCGCAAGGAGAGGAGUGGGAAAAUAUCAAGUUGUGA